Messenger RNA from Sphaerodactylus townsendi, 1155 nucleotides. Its product is annotated as mas-related G-protein coupled receptor member H-like. The transcript is spliced from 5 exons. NCBI's taxonomy places the organism in Eukaryota, Metazoa, Chordata, Lepidosauria, Squamata, Sphaerodactylidae. Gene Ontology annotation, cellular component: membrane. Gene Ontology annotation, molecular function: G protein-coupled receptor activity. Gene Ontology annotation, biological process: G protein-coupled receptor signaling pathway. The coding region runs from base 1 to 1155 and encodes 384 amino acids. The record is from RefSeq and is a predicted model, not a curated record.
AUGUUCAAAGAUUUCAAGUUCUGUGCAGUAGGACACAUUGACCCCCAGCAGAAGACAUCGGGCCCCGCAUCCACAGUCUCUAAAGACAGCUCCCCACAAUUAUUCACAGGUGAUUCACUAGUCGAGAGUUACGUGGCGAAUAACAUUAUUUUGUGCAUCUUCUCUAUUGUUAUCUGCAUUUUUGGACUCGUGGGAAACGGACUUUUCCUCUGGCUACUCGCCUUCAACAUUAAAAGGAAUGUUUUCACCACGUACUUCCGGAACUUCAGCCUUGCUUCCUUUGGGUUCCUUUCAGUCUUAGUUUUUAAAUACAUACACGAUUAUAACCUAACCUUUGGGGAAUACCUGGAGCAAAAGACUAUCUCUUUCCUAAGCAUUUUUAUUGGCAUUUUUGGAUUUCUGGGGAACGCCGUCGUCCUCUGGCUUCUUGGUUUCCGCAUUAAGAGGAAUUCUUUCACCAUCUUCAUCCUGAACCUGGCCGUGGCUGACAUGGGAGUCCUCAUAUCUUUGGCAACAUUUUUUGCUGUAGAAGAUCCCUCUUCGGACCUCAUAUACGUGGAGCUCAUCAUAUUCACAUACAGCACCGGCCAGUUCCUACUGACAGUGAUCAGCAUUGACCGGUGCCUGUGUGUCCUCUUCCCAAUCUGGCAUCGACUUCGCCGACCAUCUCAAUUGUCCACCUUCGUGUGUGCCACUAUCUGGGUCCUCUCCUUCCUGCUUAGUGGAAUUCACUACAUACUCUUCCAGACUGGGAUCCUGGAAAAGGAUCACCCUCUCACGUUCUACCAGUUUUUUGUGAGCGCCCUGCUUUGCCUCCCACUCAUGAUCAUCUCCACUCUGACCUUGUCCAUUAAAGUCUGCUUCAAAUCCCAACAGCGGCAGCGAGGAAGGCUUUUAAGAGCUAUCCUCCUGACGCUUCUCUUCUUCCUCCUCUUCGCGUUCCCGCUGAAUGCUGCCUACUUUCACUUUGCUUUCUCCAGGGAUGCAUUUCCCUCUCCAAUGAGAUACGGCUUACUGUGUGCUUCCUUAAACAGCAGCAUUAACCCACUGAUUUAUUUUGUGGUUGGGAGAAAGCGGGAGGGUCCGACUGGAGAAAGCUUGAAGGUCGUACUACGGAGGAUAUUGGAAGAAGAAGAAGAAGAAGAAGAAGGGUGA